UGCAUUUUUAGGAAAUGUUUACAGUUGUCUUGUCCAUAUCUAUUUUUGACCGGAACAGCUGGGUCCAAACCCCCAAGCAGUAACUUCUUAGCUGUGUGACCUUGGGUAAGUUACUUAACCUCUCUGUGCCUGUUCCCCAGUUGUAAAACUGGGGUUUCAGCUAUUAUCACUACUUCAUUUUUAUGUAAUGUUAAGUGCAAUUAUGUAAUUACAAUAACAAGUACAACUGCCACAAAACAGGUUUGGGAACAAGCAGCUGACGCUUAAUAAGCAUCCAAAUAAGCUAAUGGAGUGGAAGUCCGAGGGUGUGCUGAGACCAGCCUGCUGGCUCUGAGCAUUCAGCAGGCCAAGGGCGUUAGUCAGAGUGUUUUACAGAAGGAAAUGCGAAGCGGCAGGUAAGCCAAGGUCAAUUAAGCCAGGAUAGUUAAGAAGGACUUCAAGGAACUUUCCCAUCAUCUCCUCCAGCCCCGGCUGCAUGUCAGAAUCACACGAUGAUGGCUUCCCUGGUGGCACAGUGGUUAAGAAUCCACCUGCCAAUGCAGGGGACACAUGUUUGAGCCCUGGUCCGGGAAGAUCCCACAUGCCGCGGAGCAACUAAGCCCGUGCACCACAACUACUGAGCCUGAGCUCUAGAGCCUGCGAGUCACAACUACUGAGCCUGCCUAUCACAACUGCCGCAGCCUGCGUGCCUAAAGCCCGUGCUCCGCAACAAGAGAAGCCACCGCAAUGAGAAGCCCGUGCACCGCAACGAAGAGUAGCCCCCGCUCGCCGCAACUAGAGAGAACCCGCGCGCAGCAACGAAGACCCAACGCGGCCAAAAACUACAAUAAUAAAUUAAAUAAAUUUAAAAAAAAAGAAAACACUAAAUUUAGAAAAAAAAGGAGAAUCACCUGACGAGCUUUACCAAGCACAGGGCUCUGACACGCCCAGAGGCUGAUCUCUGGCUACCAGGUGGGGCCUGGGCACCGGCAUUCAGAAAAGCUCCCGGAUGAUUGGAACAGGCAGGGUUGAGGACCGCUACCCUAGAAUGUAACCCCGGGAGGGCAGGGCCUGCCUCUCUCGCUCACGACUGGACACGCAGCACCUGGCACAGUUCUUGGGCACCGUGGGCACUCGACUCCCGUCUUUCAAGGAGGGAAUGGCAGCCACCAGGUUCCACGAGCAGGGGCACAGGCCCCACUCCUGCUUCCCAGCUGCCCCAUCACCCCAGGGGGUGGGAACCCACACGAAGCAGCUGCGGCUGGGCCUAAGCGGCACACAAAGACACCAAGGGGGAAGCUGGGCCUCCACAAGAACCCGGGGCCUCGAUGGUGAUAAACACCCACACGCUGGUUCCAGGAGGUGCCAGCUGGAGCCGCGGUUAAUCAUCAAGCCGGCGCCACAGGAAGUGAGCGGCCAUGCGUGGCAGCCUCAGCCCUGGCGCCUCCGGAGCUCUGGGCAGGUCCUUUCCGUAGACGCGUCAUCCGGAUUGAGAGGAGGGGAAGGACCCAGCCACAGGUGAGGUGGACGGGCGGCCUGGGGCAAGGGCCCCGGAUCCAGUCUCUUCCCCCACCCACCCCAAGUCUGACCUCUCUCAGCCAGGACACCCCAAUCCACGCGCCCUGAACAGCCCCCCAAAACAGCAUCACAACGAGGGCAGAACACGGCGGAGGGGGUUCACAUGGACAGACUACUAACAAAACGCGCCUGGAAGGAUGAGUUCUGGCAGAACCCCUUGGACCAGGGGGGCCUGGUAGUGAUCUGCUUGUUCAUCAUUACGGUCCUGUUUCUCAUCUUGUUUGCUAUUGUGUUUGGUUUACUCCCCCCACUCGAUAGGGUCAACCAGUGUGAAGAGUCGUGACCUGACUUUCUGUGGGCCGAGAAGGGGGCCACUGUUAUACACUCUCAAAACACCAUGUACCUUUUCUCCAAAGCCCUUUCAACAGUCUGGAAUCAUACAUUUUUCAUGUGAUUAUCUGAUAAGUGCCUGUCUUCCCCACUGGUCCAGGCAACAAAAAGCAGGGGCUGGGUCUCUUUCUGUUCCCCAUUGUACCCCCUUUUCUGAUGUGCCCUCGCACAGAGUCAGUAUCAAUCAAUAUUUGCUGGUUGAAUAAAUGAAUGAAUGAACAAAUGAGCAAAUGAAUGGAUAAACAGAGGGAUGCUGGGCCGUUGGCUCCCCCAGCCUGGAGACCCUAGGAGAUGACAGAGCCCAGUACAAUCUAGGCCUAAACCAAAGCUGUUUUUCCCAUCUCAGACAGGGUCCAGAGGCCUCUAGGCUGGAGGAAGGUUGCUUUGAACCUAAUUACUGUUCCUUUUUACACGCAAAGGUAAAUUUGGCCCUGUCAUAAAUAAUCAAAUGCAUUUCAUGGCCACGCUCAGGGAAAGUAGCUGCACACAAAGAAGAGAGGAAGCCAUCUGGACACCCCACGCUGGCCUCAUUCAUGUGACCCAAGUGUCUUUUCUCUUGGUCCCAGAGAUGCCCAGGUAUCCCUCACAGGGUCCCCAGCCCCCAUGCACCCCAGACCCUACAACGCAGCCCUUGUAGAAAUGUCCCCGCCUCUGCCAAAGCCACCAAGCAGGCCUGUCCCUCGCUGCCAAGUGCCCUCCCUUUGCAAACAGCUGCUUCAACGUCAACCUCAAACCAGGCUAUUCUUAGAAAAAGGGCAAGCAUCUGGUGAGGAAGGGGCUUUGCCUUCGUGCUAUAUACCGUUUAUGCAAUGAAGAAACAUUCCUUUUUACUCAAAGAGCAAUUUCAAAUCCAGCCACACCAGCCAUGUUCACUCUGUCCCAGGGCCUGGAA
Molecule: messenger RNA, 2779 nt
Organism: Physeter macrocephalus (sperm whale)
Lineage: Eukaryota; Metazoa; Chordata; Mammalia; Artiodactyla; Physeteridae
Gene: ERLN
Product: endoregulin
Exons: 2
Coding region: 1661-1840 (59 amino acids)
Source: RefSeq, a predicted model, not a curated record